Messenger RNA from Gracilinanus agilis (Agile Gracile Mouse Opossum), 1333 nucleotides. RefSeq names its product chromosome 1 C18orf25 homolog (gene ARK2N). Gene Ontology annotation, biological process: ubiquitin-dependent protein catabolic process. The record is from RefSeq and is a predicted model, not a curated record. The transcript is spliced from 4 exons. Gene Ontology annotation, molecular function: ubiquitin protein ligase activity. The coding region runs from base 16 to 1233 and encodes 405 amino acids. Lineage: Eukaryota; Metazoa; Chordata; Mammalia; Didelphimorphia; Didelphidae.
UCUCAGAAUUUUGAAAUGAAGAUGGAGGAGGCCGUAGGAAAAGUUGAAGAACUUAUUGAAUCUACAGCCCCACCAAAGACAUCUGAAAAACAAGAAACAGUCCAGACAGAAGAUGGACCUAUAGAACUGGAGUCUCAUUCUCAGAAAGAAGGCGUGGGUGAUUCUGCAGUUCUUUCAUCAAUGCCUUGCUUACUGAUGGAAUUGAGACGGGACUCCUCAGAGUCUCAACUGGCAUCUACAGAAAGUGAUAAACCAACAACUGGUCGAGUUUAUGAGAGUGACUCUUCUAAUCAUUGCAUGCUUUCACCUUCCUCCAGUGGACACCUUGCUGAUUCAGAUACAUUGUCUUCCGCAGAAGAGAAUGAGCCCUCCCAGGCAGAAGCUACUGUAGAAGGAGAUCCUUCUGGAGUGUCUGGAUCAACUGUUGGUCGCAAGUCUAGACGGUCCCGAUCUGAAAGUGAAACCUCAACAAUGGCUGCCAAGAAAAACAGGCAGUCCAGUGAUAAGCAAAAUGGCCGAGUUGCCAAGGUUAAAGGUCACCGGAGUCAAAAACACAAAGAAAGAAUCCGGCUACUAAGGCAGAAGCGGGAGCUUGCUGCUCGCAAGAAGUAUAACCUGCUGCAGGACAGCAGUACCAGUGAUAGUGACCUGACCUGUGACUCAAGCACGAGUUCAUCAGAUGAUGAUGAAGAGGUUUCAGGGAGCAGCAAGACAGUCACUGCAGAGAUACCAGAUGGACCUUCAAUUGUAGCUCAUUAUGAUAUAUCUGACACCAACUCUGACCCAGAAGUGGUAAAUGUGGACAAUUUAUUGGCGGCUGCAGUAGUUCAAGAGCACAGUAAUUCUGUAGGAAGCCAGGAUACAGGAGCUACCUGGAAGACCAGCGGGCUUCUAGAGGAACUGAAUGCUGAGGCAGGUCAUUUGGAUCCAGGAUUCCUAGCAAGUGACAAAACAUCUUCUGGCAAUGCACAACUCAAUGAAGAGAUUAAUAUCGCCUCUUCAGACAGUGAAGUAGAAAUCGUGGGAGUUCAGGAACAUGCAAGGUGUGUACAUCCUAGAGGUGGUGUGAUUCAGAGUGUGUCUUCGUGGAAGGAUGGUUCAGGCUUACAGUAUUUUAGCAGCCGGCAAACACAAUCAUGGACAUCCGUGACUCCCCAGCAGAAUUGGUCUUCACCCUCGGAAGUAGUUGAUCUUACCCUGGAUGAAGAUAGCAGACGCAAAUACCUACUGUAAUACAAUGUCACUGUGUUUCUUCCCCACUGUACCCUUCCUUUUCUCUUUGGCACAGAAGUUCAUUGUCAUUGCUUCAACUUCAGAAGCCUUGCUCUUGGCA